Messenger RNA from Aspergillus ibericus CBS 121593, 1712 nucleotides. RefSeq names its product putative malic acid transport protein. The record is from RefSeq and is a predicted model, not a curated record. Bases 381 to 1592 code for a protein of 403 amino acids. Gene Ontology annotation, biological process: transmembrane transport; sulfite transmembrane transport. Gene Ontology annotation, molecular function: sulfite transmembrane transporter activity. Gene Ontology annotation, cellular component: plasma membrane. NCBI's taxonomy places the organism in Eukaryota, Fungi, Ascomycota, Eurotiomycetes, Eurotiales, Aspergillaceae. The transcript has 2 exons.
CGUCGCUGCUAUCAGCCAGACACGGUUGGGUGUGAUGGUCUCCUUCCAGCAUCGGGGAGGAUAAAAUGUGCCGGUUCCAUCACCGGAUGGUGAACCCAAAUUCUUACGGAUCGUGUUACGUCACUUUGGCCUCAUCCGAAUUUUAAGCAAAGCUGUUUGCGGUGAUGUCCCAUGCCCAGAUCUACCGUUCUUAAGACUUCUUCUACAGGCUAUCCUGCACAGUACUGUUUCCCCCUGGUGAUGAGGACCAUUCGAUAUGGUUUACGCAGAAUGGAUCAUGAUGUCAUUCCUAAUCAUGGCAUACCCUAUUUCCCAUAGAGAAGCCAGCUAAGGGUGUUUCAUCCUCUCACAUGGUAUAAUCUGGAGAGUCUUACAACGAGAUGUCGGACGAGGAGGCCCAGGACACUCGUCAGCCCACAACUCCGAUAUGUAUUGCGAUAUGCAACUUCUCCUCGCAGUGGUUUCUCAUACCACAAGGUACGGGUAUCAUUGCUGUUAUUCUUCAUCAAUUGGACUAUCAUUUCGAUGGUCUGGAGAUCAUCUCUGAGGUGGUCUGGGUGUAUACAAUCAUACUGCUAGCGCUAGGCGUCUCUAUCUACCUUGCACGAGUCUUCAUGUACCCGCGUUGUGUCGCGCGGGCACUCCGGACAAGUAUGGUGGAAACAUCCUGCCUUGCCAGCAUCCCUAUCACCCUUACCACCAUUAUUCAGAUGAUCGCUUUGACUAUCGCUCAGCAAUGGGGUGCAGGAUGGCCGAUAGCCUCGUACGUCCUGUGGUGGGUCAACACAGCCAUGGCUGUAGUUGCCGUCAUGGGCAUACCAUACAUCUUUAUCAACCUCCAUUCCCCGGGAGUCAAAGCCGUUGUGCCAUCCGUCCUGCUUCCAUUGAUCUCUACUUUGACCUCUGCAGCAGGUGGGGGCAUCGUGUGCGAGUAUAGCGGCGUCAGCGCCCGACUGCAAGUUCCACUUGUCAUCGUAGCAUACCUCGAAAUCGGUAUCAGCAUCCCUCUGGCCAUGGCCUUUGACGAUGUCUUUGUCGCCCGUCUGUUCGAACGCGAAUUUCUGCCUAUGAGUCAGGUCUACCAAGACAUGAUUCUCUGUGGUCCGUUUGGACAAGCCAGCUUCGCGCUGCUGAUUCUCGGCCAAGUGGUGCGCUCCGGGGCAUUUGCGCAGUACGAUCGGGGGACCUUCCUGUCAGCUGAAGCAGCGGUUCCAAUCGGCUACGCCAGUCAGUUCGCCGGGCUGCUGUCCUGGGGGUACGGGACCUUUUGGUGGGGCUAUGCCAUCAUAAGUAUUGUGCAUACAGCUUUUAAGCAACCAGGAGGCUGGCGGAAGACGCGCUAUUCUCUUUCAGCAUGGUCUUUGGUAUUCCCAUGGGGCGUUUAUACCAAUGCGGCAGUGGAGCUCGGGAAGGUCAUGGACUCACCCGCGUUCAGGGUGUGGUCGACGGUGCUGCUUGUCUUGCUGCUCAUUAUAUGGAUUGUGAACCACAUCUUCACCAUCAAAGGUCUUAUUACAGGGCAACUCCUGUCGCUCCAGCAUGGAUGGCGUGUAGGUCACUACCGGGCCGGUGAAGUUGACAAACAAGUAUAAGCGACCAGCUCGAAAUCAUCCAUUUUCUUACGAAUUACAUCGGGCUCAAGGUCUACCGCUCGUUUGCAGGUUACCACAGGUUUCACCUUCACCGUGCUGCACAUCCUGCCUAUAUUAGGG